Messenger RNA from Cercopithifilaria johnstoni, 801 nucleotides. The record is from the annotation of a GenBank genome assembly. Lineage: Eukaryota; Metazoa; Nematoda; Chromadorea; Rhabditida; Onchocercidae.
AUGUUUACGUUUUUAUGUGCUGUUAUUGGUGUAAUCUAUUUUGCAUAUUGUCGGCGUCAGGAAAGGAAUAUUCAUCCUACUCUGGAAUCGACUGUAUCUGAUUUCAGACGUUCAUUUUCGGGUGGUACUACUCAUACAGAGGAAUCACAGUCUAAUACAAGCGAUAAUAGGCUGGGAUUACUACGGCGAUUUGAUGAUGAUCGUACUUGUCCAAUAUGUUUUAGCCAGGCUUCAUUUGCUGUUAUUACAAACUGCGGCCAUCUAUUUUGUUGUAGUUGCAUUUAUGGAUACUGGCAGUAUAGCGCUUCGUUAAUAACACCUGUAAAAUGUGCAGUAUGCAGAGAAAUUGUUAAUUUGCUGAUACCUUUACCGGUAGAAGGGGAAAGAGAAAAUAAUGCUGAUGAAGCAUUACGAUGUGAUGAACGGCUAACUGACUAUAAUCGAAGGUUUUCCAGUGAAAGGAGACCAGUUAUCGAUUAUAUUCGGGAUUUGCCUGUACUAGUUCCGUAUAUAUUCCGUGCCAUAGUUUCAGUCAAUGGAUUGAUGUUUAUGUUUCGGAUUCGUGUUUUUUUAUGUCUUUUCGGUAUGGCCAUCUAUAUUUUAAGUCCGUUUGAUAUAUUGCCGGAGGCAGCAUUUGGUGUACUUGGUAUGGUGGAUGAUAUUUUUAUCGCAUUUGUUGUUUUGGUGUAUGUUACAAUCCUUUUUCGACAACUGUUAGCUGGUGGACGGUUACGUUUUGACGGUGCUGCUGGUAGUGAAAAUGGUGAACGAGAAAGAGAAAGGGACAUUCAAAGUGAAUAA